Molecule: messenger RNA, 5570 nt
Organism: Nyctereutes procyonoides (raccoon dog)
Lineage: Eukaryota; Metazoa; Chordata; Mammalia; Carnivora; Canidae
Gene: FOXO1
Product: forkhead box O1
Exons: 3
Coding region: 138-2129 (663 amino acids)
Biological process (GO): regulation of transcription by RNA polymerase II; insulin receptor signaling pathway
Cellular component (GO): nucleus
Molecular function (GO): RNA polymerase II cis-regulatory region sequence-specific DNA binding; DNA-binding transcription factor activity, RNA polymerase II-specific
Source: RefSeq, a predicted model, not a curated record
CUUCCACUCCGCCGCACCUCCGUCCCGGUUUUCUUCGUCUCGAGGCGCCGACCUCGCCCCCGCGAAUCCCGGACCGGCCCCCCGCACUGCGCUCGACCCCUCGGCUCUCCUCGGCUGGGGGAGGGGUGGGGGUCACCAUGGCCGAAGCGCCCCAGGUGGUGGAGAUCGACCCGGACUUCGAGCCGCUGCCCCGGCCGCGCUCGUGCACCUGGCCGCUGCCCAGGCCGGAGUUCAGCCAGUCCAACUCGGCCACCUCCAGCCCGGCGCCGUCGGGCGGCGCGGCCGCCAACCCCGACGCCGCCGCCGGCCUGCCCUCGGCCUCGGCGGCCGCUGUCAACGCCGACUUCAUGAGCAACCUGAGCCUGCUGGAGGAGACCGGGGACUUCCAGCAGGCGCCGGGCUCCGUAGCGGCGGCCGCGGCGGCGGCGGCGGCGGUGGCGGCGGCGGCGGCGGCCGCAGCUGCCGCCACCGGGGGACUGUGCGGGGACUUCCAGGGCCCGGAGGCGGGCUGCCUGCACCCGGCGCCGCCGCAGCCGCCGCCACCCGGGCCGCUGUCUCAGCACCCGCCGGUGCCCCCGGCCGCCACCGGGCCGCUCGCGGGGCAGCCGCGCAAGAGCAGCUCGUCCCGGCGCAACGCGUGGGGCAACCUGUCCUACGCCGACCUCAUCACCAAGGCCAUCGAGAGCUCGGCCGAGAAGCGGCUCACGCUGUCGCAGAUCUACGAGUGGAUGGUCAAGAGCGUGCCCUACUUCAAGGAUAAGGGUGACAGCAACAGCUCGGCGGGCUGGAAGAAUUCAAUUCGUCAUAAUCUGUCCCUACAUAGCAAGUUCAUUCGUGUGCAGAAUGAAGGAACUGGAAAAAGUUCUUGGUGGAUGCUCAAUCCAGAGGGAGGCAAGAGUGGAAAAUCCCCCCGGAGAAGAGCUGCUUCCAUGGACAACAACAGUAAAUUUGCUAAGAGCCGGGGCCGAGCUGCUAAGAAAAAAGCAUCCCUUCAGUCUGGCCAGGAGGGUGCUGGGGACAGCCCAGGAUCUCAGUUUUCUAAGUGGCCUGCGAGUCCAGGCUCUCACAGCAAUGAUGACUUUGAUAACUGGAGUACGUUUCGCCCUCGAACUAGCUCAAAUGCUAGUACUAUUAGUGGGAGACUUUCUCCCAUUAUGACUGAACAGGAUGAUCUUGGAGAUGGCGAUGUGCAUUCUAUGGUGUACCCACCGUCUGCUGCAAAGAUGGCUUCUACUCUACCUAGCCUGUCUGAGAUAAGCAAUCCUGAAAAUAUGGAAAAUCUUUUGGAUAAUCUCAACCUUCUCUCAUCACCAACACCAUUAACUGUUUCAACCCAGUCUUCACCUGGCACCAUAAUGCAACAGACACCAUGCUACUCAUUUGCACCGCCAAACACCAGUCUGAAUUCACCCAGCCCAAACUACCAAAAAUAUACAUAUGGUCAGUCCAGCAUGAGUCCUUUGCCCCAGAUGCCUAUGCAAACACUUCAGGACAACAAAUCGAGCUUUGGAGGUAUGAAUCAGUAUAACUGUGCACCAGGACUCUUGAAGGAGUUGCUUACUUCUGAUUCUCCUCCCCAUAAUGACAUUAUGACAGCAGUUGAUCCUGGGGUCACCCAGCCCAACAGCCGGGUCCUUGGUCAGAAUGUGUUGAUGGGCCCUAAUUCGGUCAUGCCAACUUAUGGCAGCCAGGCAUCUCAUAACAAAAUGAUGAGCCCCAGCUCCCACACCCACCCUGGACAUAGCCAGCCAACAUCUGCAGUUAAUGGGCGUGCCUUGCCCCACACGGUCAACACCAUGCCCCACACCUCGGGUAUGAACCGCUUGGCCCCAGUGAAGACAGCUUUACAAGUGCCUCUGUCCCACCCCAUGCAGAUGAACACCUUGGGAGCCUACUCCUCUGUGAGCAGCUGCAAUGGCUAUGGAAGGAUGGGCCUGCUCCACCAGGAGAAGCUCCCCAGUGACUUGGAUGGCAUGUUUAUUGAGCGCUUGGACUGUGACAUGGAGUCCAUCAUUCGGAACGACCUCAUGGAUGGAGAUACUUUGGAUUUUAACUUUGACAAUGUGUUGCCCAACCAAAGCUUCCCGCACAGCGUCAAGACAACGACACAUAGCUGGGUGUCAGGCUAAGAGUGAGUUAGUGGACAGGCUACACUUAAAAGUACUUCAGAUUGUCUGACAGCAGGAACUGAGAGAAGCAGUCCAAAGAUGUCCUUCACCCCUCCUUUUCAUUUUCUUGAGAAAGAAAGAAAGAAAGAAGAAAGAAAGAAAGAAAGAAGAAAGAAAGAAAGAAAGAAAGAAAGAAAGAAAGAAAAGUGUUUCUUUUUUCCUUUCGUCAGACUUGGCAGUGAAGACACUUUUCCUGUACAGGAAGUUUGCCCGAUGUUUGCAGGUUAUGUGCUGCUGUAGAUAAGGACUGUGCCAUUGGAAAUUUCAUUACAAUGAAGUGCCAAACUCACUACACCAUAUAAUUGCAGAAAAGACAUUCGGAUCCUGGUGUGCUUUCAAGUUUUGUACAUAAGCAGUAGCUACAGAAUUGUAUUUGUGUGUAUUUUUGUUUUUGUUUUUAUUUUUUAAAUAUCCAUUUGGUCCAAGGAAAGUUUAUACUCUUCUUGUAAUACUGUGAUGGUCUCAUGUCUUUGAUAAGUUAAACUUUUGUUUGUGCUACCUGUGUUCUGCUGAACAGAUGAACUACAGAGAACCAACUCUCCUCCAUCCUGCGCCUCUGUGGAACAGCUUUGGGCCUGUUCACACAGCCACACAAUUCACAUGAGAACCAAUAGCCUGUUAUCAAUCUGCUGAAUAAUGGACUCGUCAAACACCUUUCGGGGAAAAAUAGUUUAAAUGCCAGCCUUGUACAGGUCUUUUCUAUUUUUUUGUUUAUUUUGUUAUUUGCAAAUUUGUACAAACAUUUAAAUGGUUCUAAUUUCCUGAUAAAUGAUUUUUGAUGUUAUCGUUGGGACUUGAGAUCAUUUUUGGAAUAGAUAUUGAACUGUAAUGUUUUCUUAAAACUAGAGUCUACUUUGUUACAUAGUCUGCUUGUAAAUUUGUGGAAUCCCAGAUAUUGGAGGCAGCAUCCAUAAUUUUCACUUUGUAUUUCUAACUGGAUUAGUACUGAUUUUAUACGUGUUUAACUGGUUUUACACUUUGGGAUGCUACUUGGUGUUGUUUCUGGCUAAUCUUAAAAAUCAUUGUAAUUAGUACUUGCAUACUCAACGUUUCUGGCUCUGUUUUGGCAGGAGAGCGAUGUAUAGUUGUGGACAUUUUGCGUUUCAUGUUUAGGAGAACGUAAUAUGUUUUUAUGUAUGUGUUUGAAAGAAAUUCCAUCUGCUCCUCUUAUCCCGUGAUCUGAGUACACCGCCAGAGCAUUGAGUCUUCUGAUAAAUGUCCGUGUGCUGUGUCAUUUCAGUUACUCCUGAGGGGCCUUGUGAUGUUUGUGGAUCAGAAAAGGAGUCCUGUGUCUAAAACCGUGCUCUUCUCUCAAAUUGGGAGUUUUGAUCAACUUAACCUUUUUGAGUUGAGCUUUAUUUUUAUUUUUAUUUUUAUUUUUUUUUGAGUUGAGCUUUAGCAAGUGUUUUCCCUCAUACUACUUUGCUCUUAUUUUGGUCUAGGUGGAGGUUGGUUUUGUAGCUCUGCCUCAAAGGAUUAUGUUAAGACUCACACUUAAUCCCUCUCUCCCUUCUGUCCCACAGAUUACUUAGCACACUGUGGAAACACAGGUGGAUGGAGGAAAACUUAAAAUAGGACUUUGAUGAUUGGCAGAAUGCUUUGUGUCCCUGUGUGCAGAUGGCUACCAAAGGGAAUAGAGCUUAUUUAAAAAUUGGAUCAAUUCAUUUGAAAACCUAACACACCAGCUGUAUGUUGUAUUCUUGAAUUUAUUUUAAAAGUUCUCAAUGUAAGUUAAAAAUUGGAGAAUUUCUUUAGCCCUUAGCAACCUGAACUAUAAUUCUGCAUCAUGAUGUUUUAAUAUUCUGCACUGACCUACAACCAACAGACCAAUGUUAAUUUGGCUUUGCGUCCAUCGGUAUCUUCAGGUCAUGUGGAAUGCCCUAAGUCAGCACAAUAAAAGAAGCAGGUGCACAAAAAAGUUCCACUUGACUUCUUGAGAAGGCUCUGAUUCCUUUCUGUGUACUUAGCCCAGAUCCCACUUGCUUUGUCUUGCAUGUGAGUUGCUGAUCUGUUGGCUUGGUUUUUCCUAUGUGUUUAACAAGAACACAAGUAUUUCUGAAAGAUUUUCUAUAGGAGGGCCAGCUCUAUUGUAAGCUUUCCACUGUGACUUCUGCUAUUUUGAAGAUUCAUUCAGUAGCCGCCUCUCCAACUAUCUUCACUGUUGGCCACUCCAAAAUAUGUCUGAUUUUGGAAACCCUCGUUCCUCUAAGCAGUGCCUUCUGCAUAUGUAAUAGAACUUGGUGCCAGAAUACUUGGGUUCCUAUUCCUGUUGCCAUGUCCACCUUUUUUCCUCCUCCAUGCCCUCACACGAUGAGCCUUAGACACCCCAUUGUUCAAUAAAGAGGCAACUACAGCUGAAAUCACUCUUAAAAUCUUAACUACAUCCUAGAGUAAUUUUUAAAGAGAUGUUUCUUCCUCCUUAGUCUGUGUAAAUAUCUUUUUUCCCCCUUCAAAUUCUUUGUUUUGUUGGGAUUUUAACAUGAAUCUUGGGUAUCUCUCUGGGGUACAGUGAAGUCCAGUGAAAGGCACCUUGUCUAUUUUGAAAAGAAACAUUAUGUGACCUCUGGUAAUUCUUUUUCUGUACGAAUACUGACUUUCUGGAAUAAUUAGUAUAUCAGUUAUUGUACAUGAUUGCUUUGUGAAAUGUGCAAAUGAUAUCACCUAUGCAGCCUUGUUUGAUUUAUUUCCUCUGGUUUGUACUGUUAUUAAAAGCAUAUUGUAUUAUAGAGCUAUUCUGAUAUUUUAAAUAUGAAGUAUUGUUUCCGUAAUAUAGACGUAUGGAAUAUAUUUAGGUAAUAGAUGCAGUACUUGCAAAGUUCGCUUCAGCAAACUGACAGAGUCUAAAUUAAUUAGCAAAUGUUGUAUCCCAGUUGGCAGUAAAUCAAUGGAAUGUACCAAGAAGAGAAGGACACUUAAAAUGGAAAAAAAGUUUUCCAAAGGUAUAUAAUUUGGACUUGAGUUCAACUCCUGGGUAUAUGUUACCAACACCUCUCUCCCUUCCCCAGACUUAACUUGAAAUUCUCACAUUCAGCUCUUAAGAGUUCUUAAUUUAUAACUGACUUUUAAACGAGAAAUUUUUCUAGUGGUUUUGGUUUGGGAGUAAUCAUUCAUUAAAAAAUGCAAUGUGGUUUAUGCAAAUGAAACAGCCUUGCAUUACUCUUGGCCUCCUCCCUGCGGGUGGUGUGCACAGAUCCUGGCAGUAUGGUCAGGUUUGGCCCUAGGAGUCCUGUCAGGACAUGGCCACGGCCUCCUGCAUUUCACUACUCGAGUUCAGUAACAGCGCAGAUUCCAUGUUCCUGUUCCGAUACUCUCUGAGAAGUGCCUGAUGAUGCUGAUGUAAUUACAGACACAAGAACAAUCUUUGCUAUUAUUGUAUAAAGCCAUAAAUGUACAUAAAUUAUG